Pseudoliparis swirei is the source of this 1816-nucleotide messenger RNA. RefSeq names its product actin related protein 10 (gene actr10). Lineage: Eukaryota; Metazoa; Chordata; Actinopteri; Perciformes; Liparidae. Gene Ontology annotation, biological process: retrograde axonal transport of mitochondrion. The coding region runs from base 109 to 1362 and encodes 417 amino acids. The record is from RefSeq and is a predicted model, not a curated record. The transcript is spliced from 13 exons.
CGCAACCGGAAGACAACAGCUUUUUUGUUGUUUCUCCUUUUGUUACGAUGCGAAUUGGGCGACUGUCAACCCAACGCUGAGCUCAUUGUUACACAAACUGACAAUAAAAUGCCCUUAUUUGAUGGUUUAGGAAGCGGAGGAGAGAAGACUGCGAUCGUAAUUGAUUUAGGAGCCGCGUACACAAAAUGCGGCUUCGCAGGGGAAACGGGGCCCAGGUUCAUCAUUCCGAGCGAGAUCCGGAAGCCGGGCCAGCAGCAGGCCGUCAAAGUGGUUCAGUACAACAUCAACACCGAAGAGCUGUAUGUCAUCCUCAAAGAGUUCAUCCAUUUACUCUACUUCAGGCACCUGCUGGUGAAUCCUCGCGACCGAAGAGUGGUCAUCAUCGAGUCCAUCCUCUGUCCGUCUCACUUCAGGGAGACGCUCACCAAGGUCUUCUUCAAACAGUUUGAGGUGCCUUCAGUCCUGUUUGCACCAAGUCACCUCAUGGCCAUCAUGACUCUGGGGAUCAACUCUGCUCUGGUGAUGGACUGUGGCCACACAGAGACGCUGGUGCUGCCUGUUUAUGAGUGCACUCCUAUCCUGCCAGCGUGGGAGGCUUUGCCUUUGGGUGGGAAAGCCAUCCAUAAAGAAUUGGACGGACUUCUUGUGGAACAAUGCACUGUGGACACGGACACCACCACAGGGCAGAGUGUACCAGCUGCCAUCGGGACCAUCCCAGAGGACACCGUGGAAGAUAUCAAGGUCAGAACUUGCUUCGUCAGCGACCUGCAGAGAGGCCUCAAGAUCCAGGAAGCCAAAUUCAACCUGGAUGGCACAGCUGAACGUCCAGCUCCUCCUCCGGAUGUUGAUUAUCCUCUGGAUGGGGAGAAAAUCCUCCACGUCAAAGGAUCCAUCAGGGAUUCUGUGAUGGAAAUCCUGUUUGAACAGGACAACGAAGAGAAGAGCGUGGCCACUCUGAUCCUCGACGCUCUGGUCAAGUGCCCCAUCGACACGCGCAAGGUGCUCUCGGAGAACCUGGUGGUGAUCGGCGGCACCGCCAUGCUGCCGGGUUUCCUGCACCGUCUGCUGGCCGAGAUUCGCCUCCUGGUGGAGAAACCCAAGUACAGCGGCGUGCUGGCCAGCAAGAGCUUGCGAAUACACGCCCCGCCUGCCAAGCCCAACUGCACCGCCUGGCUCGGAGGCGCGAUCUUCGGGGCGCUGCAGGACAUCUUGGGCAGCAGGUCGGUGUCACGAGACUACUACAACCAGACGGGCCGCAUCCCAGACUGGUGCUACCUGAGCUCCCCUCCUCCCGAGUCCCUGUACGACGCGGGGAAGACGCCUCCCCCGCUCAUGAAGAGAGCUUUCUCCACGGAGAAGUAGAACCGGAUCAUUCGGACGACGUACUCUCGUGCACUCCACGCGCCAACGCAGUUCGGUAAUCUUAAAUGUAACGUCGAUGUCUUCAACACGUUUUUAGUCUCGCCGUCGCUCGUAUGUUUUUUUUGGAACAAAUACUGGGAUACAUUUAUACUCUACAAGGAUUACAUUGUUAGAAUCUCGAUAUAGGGCGUGUGCCACAUGCAUCUGUGACUUCAGUCUCAUGGAACUCACUCUCACUCCACUUUGUUCUGCUUGUUUUCGAAGAAUUAUGAAAAGAUUAUGAAGAUUGAAAAAUCUGUCCUCCCUUAUUUGUCAGCUGCAUCUGUUGCUCUGGAGAAAGCAGAAGUUAUUUCAUGGAGAUUUUUACUGUAUUUUGGUUAUUUGACACUAAAAAAUAAACCGCUCAUGUAUUUAUUAUACGGUGUUGUUCUCAAUAAACCCCUGUGCACUCACA